UGUACAUCCUCAGCCAUGGGAAACGGCCCCAGCAACAACCCCAGUAACAGCAACAACCCCAGCAGCAGCAACUGCAACAACAGCAGCACCAACAGCAGCAACAAGAUCCUCUCAAACAGCAACUCAAGCCAAAACUCAGUCAACAUUGGAGGCAAUGUGCAGCUGUACCGGACUCUGAGCCGUGCAAACCCAUCGGGGAAUAUGUUGGUGUCUCCGCUGAGCAUCAGUUCAGCUCUGGCUAUGGUCUACCUGGGAGCCAGAGGAGACACAGCUGAUCAAAUGGCCCAGGCCCUGUCAUUCCAACAUGGUGAAGCCGUCCACGCCGAAUUCAAGAAGCUGAUCGAAGACAUCAACUCACCAUCGAAAUCAUACAUUCUGAAAACAGCCAAUCGUCUGUAUGGGGAGAAAACCGCAAAGUUCUUUCCUCAAUACCUAGAAGACAAGCAUGAGUACUACAAGGCUGACCUGAAGUCUGUGGAUUUCAUCGAGGCAUUGGAGGCGAGCAGAAAGGAGAUCAACACCUGGGUCGAGCAGCAGACAGAAAAUAAAAUAAAAGAUCUCCUGAAGCCGGGGAUAGUCUCUGAAGGUACGAGGCUGGUUCUGGUCAAUGCCAUCUACUUGAAGGCAGACUGGAUGUAUCCCUUUGAUAAAGCAGAAACCAAAGAGAUGCCCUUUAAAGUCAGCCCGACUGAGAGCAAACCAGUCCAGAUGAUGUUCCAGAAGAAGAAUCUGAACUACAUGAACAUCCCUGACUACGGUCUGCAGAUCCUGGAGCUGCCGUUUGUGGAGGAGGAGCUCAGCAUGUUCAUCCUGUUGCCUGAACAGUCCACAGACGGCUCCGACCCUCUGCUGAAGCUGGAGAAGGAGCUGACGCUGGAGAGGCUGGAUGAAUGGACUGACAGGGAAAACAUGUUAGUUCACUCAGACAUCCACGUUCACCUGCCAAAGUUCAAGCUGGAGGAGGAGUACAAGCUGAAGGAGCCUCUGUCCGAGCUGGGCAUGACGGACGUGUUCUGCCCGUCACAGGCUGACCUGUCUGGCAUGAACGGCGGAAGAGAUCUCUUCCUGUCUGAGGUGGUACACAAGGCCUUCGUGGAGGUGAACGAGGAUGGCAUAGAGGCGGCUGCAGCCACAGGAGCUGUGGUCUGUGCUGGUAGCUGUGGGUCAGAGAAGGAGGUACACUUCACAGCAGACCACCCCUUCCUCUUCUUCAUCUGGCACAAUAAAACCAAGUCCAUCCUCUUCCUUGGCAUGUUCUCAUCUCCUCAGUAGACAGAACCAGGAGAGGAAGAUAUUCAAAUAAAAGCUUAAUCCUUUAAAUCUGGGCUUUAUUUUCUGUGUUUUUGUCUGUUUUUGCGCUGAAGU
Messenger RNA from Pleuronectes platessa (European plaice), 1365 nucleotides. Its product is annotated as leukocyte elastase inhibitor. The coding region runs from base 16 to 1272 and encodes 418 amino acids. Gene Ontology annotation, molecular function: serine-type endopeptidase inhibitor activity. The transcript has 6 exons. The record is from RefSeq and is a predicted model, not a curated record. Gene Ontology annotation, biological process: negative regulation of endopeptidase activity. NCBI's taxonomy places the organism in Eukaryota, Metazoa, Chordata, Actinopteri, Pleuronectiformes, Pleuronectidae.